Molecule: messenger RNA, 1063 nt
Organism: Drosophila busckii
Lineage: Eukaryota; Metazoa; Arthropoda; Insecta; Diptera; Drosophilidae
Exons: 1
Coding region: 36-941 (301 amino acids)
Biological process (GO): regulation of transcription by RNA polymerase II
Cellular component (GO): nucleus; transcription regulator complex
Source: RefSeq, a predicted model, not a curated record
CGCCACAUAAAACAGAAAGCCAAGGAAUCUUCACUAUGGCAAAUAAAAAUAAAGAGAUUUUAAAGGCCCCUGGACCUGCAAUUCAGGAUUUGAUUGAAGCUGUACGGAUCCGACCACAUAUUUGGAACACUUCGCACAGGGAUUAUUCAAAUCGGUACCUACGCGUCGAGACCUGGAAACAAAUUGCUCAAGAGCUGUGCACAAAUUAUGGAACGGCUACCACAAAAGACGCGCAAGACGAAAUUAUUAAAUCCUUAAGAACUCGCUGGGGUUCUGUAAGAAGUCAGAAGAUGAAGAAAUCAAACGUUCCCUAUAUAUACGACGACAUAUUAAGUUUUUUGAUUGUCGAUAAGCCAGAGAAAGGAGUUCCUUCUCAGCCAGAGAAGGAACUCCCUUCUCUGGCUGGGACGAGUGUCCCAGAGGAGGAAUUCGAUCCAGAGGGAGAAUUCGAUCCAUGGAUGCUCUUCGAGUCAGAAAUGAACACAAACGAAGUCACACCGAGGGGUCAACAACAAAACUCGGGACAAAAAUCGGGAGAUAAACGACGCUGCGAGGAAAACAACAACCCCGAGGUGGAAAUUAAGUUGGAAAUCAAAGAAGAAAAACUUAUAGCGUCACAUCAAGAACCAGACUCUACACACACCCUGCAGAAAAAUGCAGACAUCUCAUUAGUAGACAACUUAUUGCCAGUUGAAAACCAUUGUGAGACUAUUACAACAGUGCAUGUGCCGAUAAGCGACAUGCAUAAUUAUAGCGCAGUGGAUGCUGCUCCUGAUAAGCCGUAUACACAUGCCGUAAUGAAUGGUGAUCCUGACAAGACGUUCUUCAAUUCUACAAUAAAGCCACAUAUGCAACGCAUGAGCGCGGAUGUAAAACUGGACUUUCACUUUGAGGUCUUAAAACUACUUCGCAACCUUAGACCUGGACCUACAACCAAUUAAAUUUAAAAUUAAGUCAUUAAAAUGCCUAAAAGCACAUAGUAUGAAUCAUUGUAUUCUUGUUGGCAUUAUGUUUUUCUGUUAAGUCUGAUUGUAUUUAAUCUUAAGGACUUUAUGUUUGUGAA